This is a messenger RNA of Phycodurus eques (leafy seadragon), 3729 nucleotides long. Its product is annotated as Serine/threonine-protein kinase pdik1l-B-like. The record is from RefSeq and is a predicted model, not a curated record. The coding region runs from base 146 to 1303 and encodes 385 amino acids. NCBI's taxonomy places the organism in Eukaryota, Metazoa, Chordata, Actinopteri, Syngnathiformes, Syngnathidae. Gene Ontology annotation, molecular function: protein serine/threonine kinase activity; ATP binding. Gene Ontology annotation, cellular component: cytoplasm; autophagosome. The transcript has 4 exons. Gene Ontology annotation, biological process: peptidyl-serine phosphorylation; protein autophosphorylation; autophagosome organization.
AUGCGGAAGUAACGUAGUGAAGUUUUGCUGCUUUUUCACGGAAAUGUGCAACUAAUUCGCUGAUAUAAUGCCAGGAGGGAUGCUUACAACGUUUUCAAGUUAACUCGUUGGUGGUUAUUCAAGCAAAUGUGAGGGCCUGUGAGACAUGGAGGAGCUCUACACUUUAGAAAAGGAGGUAGGGCGAGGCAGCUAUGGCGUGGUCUUUGAGGGUCAUAUAGCCAAAACAGGAAAAAAGGUGGCUAUUAAGCAUCUGCCCUGCAGGGACCCGGAAUGCAUUGAACUGUACUUGCAAGAACUGUGGGCCAUGAGAGCCACAGCCAAGAACCAUGUCAACAUUAUUGCACUCCAUAGCAGCCUCCUGCAGACGGGACAGAGGAGUUUGAAGCCCCUAAGAAAGGGGAAACUGCCUUUACAUCUAGUUGAAAGUGUGCUAAAAGGAAGUGUUGGUCAAGAUAGAGGUUCUCAGUCUAACCCUCGAAGGAGGACUAACGCUGUGUCCAGACUUCAAGACAGGACCAACUCUGCUCCAUCAAACUCACCCUACUCUUUAACUCCACAAAGACCUCCAAAAAGAGCCAGAAAAAGGCCAUCCCAGAGAGGGGACGAGCAGACGGGAUCCAUGCGCUGCUCGGCCUUGUGGCUCGUGAUGGAGUACUGUGACGGAGGUGACUUGAAUCAGUAUCUUCUCUCCAGGCCACUGGACGCCCAUGGCAACCACAGUGUGGUGCAGCAGCUCAGCAGUGCCGUAGCUUUCCUGCAUAACCUUGGUAUAAUCCAUCGAGACCUAAAACCUGACAAUGUGCUUGUCAGUGUUACACCGAGCGGUCCUAUUUUUAAGGUCGCUGACUUUGGUCUCAGCAAGAUGAGUGAGGGCCUAGUGGAUGGAAACCUGACCAGGAAGCACUUCUCUUCCACCUGUGGCUCAGACUUUUACAUGGCUCCAGAGGUUUGGGGUGGACUGACCUACACAGCCCAGGCAGACAUCUUCUCGCUAGGUGUGAUGUUCUGGGCCAUCCUGGAGAGAAUCACCUUCGUGGAGGAAGGUACCACACAGGAACAACUUGGUGCUUACGUGUGUAAGGGUCGCUGGUUGAUGCCACUUGGUGAAGCUUUGUGGGAGAACGCUGAUCUCCAAUUGUGUAUUCCCAUGAAGUGGAAGAGAGCAGCCCCGCUGCCCACCCCUCCCGGCCCAGCGAUGUGUGGCCUGCUUUCCGACAUGCUCUCCUCAAACCCGGAUUCCCGGCCCACAGCGGACCAGCUGGAGGCCAGAGUGUGCAGCGCUCUGAAAGAGGACUCUCACUGAGACAAAGCACUCCUAAUGGCCACAGCCAGCACGUGGAAACAUUUCCUGUGGAGCCAACCGACUGUGGCGUUUCCUCCAUGAGUAAAUAAUAGUGGAGAUAAGAGGGUAAAGCAAGGCCUCCUCAAACAAUUCAAGGUGAUUACAGCCAUUGAAGUGUGGCUGCUUAGCUUUUUGUUAAGAGUCCUGUUGUUGAGCAUUCAGGCCCAGCACUUUUUCCAAAUACAGGUAAAGUAGUUCGACAGGGAGAUGUCAUUCUUCGCUUGUCAUAUUUCAGUCAAUGGCAAAGGGGUGGAAAGUUUCCAGUUAAAGAUGCUUAUUGGAUUGGAGUUAGAAAUCCAUCUCGUAAAAAAAUGGCUGAAGGACAUUAUUCUGCGUGACUCCAUCACUUGACAUUAUUUACUGUUUCAUGAGAAAGUAAGAAUAUAUCUGCAUUUAAUCGACAAAACUCCAGCCAAUUAGGAUUAUUUUGAAAAGGAUUAAUAUUGGCCGAUAAAAUCGGCCAACCGAUUAAGUAGUCGGGUCCUACUCAAAACUCAAAGUUUGGCUUGCAACACAAAGCAAAAAAUGGAGGAAGAACUGCCUCAAAACUGGAAAAAUUGUUAAGUUGCGGCAUUCAAAUUUCAAGGUACCACUGUAUGUCUGUGAAAUGUUUUUUAUUUAAUCAGGGUUAUGCAAAAAUAUAUUUACUCCAUCUUUAAUUAAUUUCCCCAUUAAGAGCCAAUUUUCAAGAUGGUACAUUCCAUUAAAUUUCCAACUUUGAAAAUUCCCAGAAUUUUGCAACCCUAACCACCACCUAUGUCAAUGGUAAUCCAAAAUGUACAAAUAUGAUAUGUUUAUAUACACGAGUUGCAUCAUCUACCUUUGCAAAGAUAAUAAUGCUAAGUUUUGAAUGACUGUCAUUUAUAACAGUAGUUUCUUUAAAACUGCACUGUGUCAUUCUGGGCUAUUGGUUGGUUGUUAAUGUUAUGUAAUCACCUUUAGGUAUAAGGCAGCAGUUAAGCCAUCCAUCCAUCCAUUUUCUGAGCCGCUUAUCCUCAAUCACCCAUUUUCUAUAUCGCUUGUUCUCAUUAUGGUCGCGGGUGAGUGAGAAUCUAUGCCAGCUGACUUUGGGUUUACACCUAUGGAAAAUGUAGUGUCUUCAAUUAACCUAAAAUGCAUGUUUUUGGAAUGUGGGAGGAAGCUGGAGUACCUGGAGAAAACAAACAAGCAAGCACAUGCAAACUGCAUUUGCUGUUAAGCAAACAAGACUAGAGUGCUGUCUUGGGAGAAAAGCAAACCAUUUUGAAGCUGGGAGAAGAGGGAAAAUUGAUCAGAACGAUUGCAUAAACAUUGGGCAUAGCCAAUACAAAAAAAUUGGAAUGCCCUGAAAAAGAGAAACUACUGGUGUACUAAGCAACAGAAAUAGAACAGGUCGGCCAAGGGUAUCUUCAGCAGUUGAUGACAGAAACAUUGUGAGAGCUGUGAAGAAACACCCAAAGACAACAGUCAGUGACAUCACUGCCAACCUCCACAGGGCAGGGGUGAUGUUAUCACAAUCCAGUGUUCGAAGAAGACUUGAAGAGAAGAAAUAUAGAGGCCAUAACAUAAGAUGCAAACCACUCAACAGCAAAAAGAAUCGGAAGGCCAGAGAUAAAGUACAGAGAUAAGCCUCAAAAGUUUUGGAACAAAUUUUAUGGACUGAUAAGACCAAGAUUAACCUCUACCAAAGUGAUGGAAAGGCCAAAGUAUGGAGAGAGAGAGAGAGAGAGAGAGAGGAUUUGCUUCUGAUCCAAAACACACAAGCUCAUCUGUGAAGCAUGGUAGAGGUAAUGUCAUAGUUUGGGCUUGCUUGGCCGCUUCUGGAACAGGCUCACUAGUCUUUAUUGAUGAUGUAACUCAUGAUGGUAGCAGCAGAAUUAAUUCUGAAAUAUUAAAAAAAAAAAAAAAAAACAUUUUGUCUGGCAAUUCACAGAAAAAUGCAUCCAAACUAAUCGGGAGAAGCUUCAUCAUGCAUCAUGACAAUGACCCAAAACACACUGCCAGCACAACAAAGGACUUCAUCAGGGGGAGAAAGUGGAAGGUCUUAGACUGGCCAAGCCAAUCACCUGACCUUAACCUGAAAGAGCAUGCAUUUUACCUCCUGAAGAGGAAACUGAAGGGGCAAAUCCCCAGAAACAAGCAAGAACUGAAAGAGGCUGCUGUAAAGGCCUGGAAAAGCAUUUCAAAUUAAGAUUGCAACAGUCUGGUCAACUCAAUGGGUCGCAGGCUGGAUGCAGUUAUUGCAAGGGUUAUUUAUGACACCAAAUAUUAAAAUGGUAUUCACUUUAAGUGAAUUUAAUAAAAAUCUGUUCCAAUACUUUUGCUCCAUUGAAGUGUGGUGGCUUCAAACAAAAGGUGCUCUGUCUUGAGUUGUUCAACACAUCUAAAUGUAAGUACUAUGAAAUAAA